Ricinus communis (castor bean) is the source of this 828-nucleotide messenger RNA. RefSeq names its product histone deacetylase 6. Bases 215 to 700 code for a protein of 161 amino acids. The transcript has 4 exons. Gene Ontology annotation, molecular function: zinc ion binding. The record is from RefSeq and is a predicted model, not a curated record. NCBI's taxonomy places the organism in Eukaryota, Viridiplantae, Streptophyta, Magnoliopsida, Malpighiales, Euphorbiaceae.
UAUAUUAAAUCAAAUUUAGUUCGGGUUUGCUUUAAUUAUAAUUUUAAAAAUAAAAAUUAAGUCAAAAAAUCAUUCCAAAAAUUUAUUUCCAGACUGAAACAUUAAUUGAUUACAGAAAAGAAAGAAAAAGAAAAAAUGCUUCUCUCCCCAAAGCACAAAUAUUCUUACAAUUCAGGCCGUCACCGUUUUGUAUCGCACUACACAAACUGCUUCAAUGGCGAACCAAGCUGCUGCUUCAGGCUCUUCAUCUCCUUCUCCUCAUCUGCAACAGGGACUUGAAGAAGAUGACGAGCUGAUGACAGUAUACGGGUCGGAAUCGGGUUGGGUCGAGGCUAAAACAUCUUGUGAUCAUUUGGGUUCUUUGUCUUCUGAUCUCUCACACAUUUCAACUCCUGAUACUCCUUGUCACAGGUGCCAACAUCCUAGUGAGAACUGGUUAUGUUUAUCAUGUAAGGAUGUUCUUUGUAGCCGCUUUGUAAACAAACAUAUGCUGCAACACUAUCACCAAACACACCAUUGUGUUGCUCUGAGCUAUAGUGACUUGUCGGUCUGGUGCUUUGCUUGUGAUGCAUAUCUAGAUGCCCAAGUGAUUAUGCAGCUGAGGCCUGUGUAUGAGACUGCUUAUAUACUGAAAUUUGGCGAGGCGCCUCCAUUUCGUGCGGUCGAGCUGACACAAGAUACUACCUCAUCUAGCAGUUAGCUCUACAAUAGUACUACUGUUAGGGUUAACUUAGUUAAUAUAUUUACAGUUGAUUGUAGUUGAAGAUAAUCGAUCCCAAGAAGAAGAAGAAGAAGAAGAAGAAAAUAAAAUACUACAGUUGGUUUUCA